This is a messenger RNA of Alternaria novae-zelandiae, 1632 nucleotides long. RefSeq lists its product as uncharacterized. The record is from RefSeq and is a predicted model, not a curated record. Gene Ontology annotation, biological process: regulatory ncRNA-mediated heterochromatin formation. Bases 1 to 1632 code for a protein of 543 amino acids. Gene Ontology annotation, cellular component: nucleus. The transcript is spliced from 3 exons. NCBI's taxonomy places the organism in Eukaryota, Fungi, Ascomycota, Dothideomycetes, Pleosporales, Pleosporaceae. Gene Ontology annotation, molecular function: siRNA binding.
AUGCAAACCUGCCAGCGCAAGGAAGCAGAGAAGCGCCUGUCCUACCUCGGCCUCGAGUGCAUCCACCUUCCCGACUUCGCCAUGACCAAGCCCAAUGGUCCACAUGUACCUAUCCUUGCUCCACCGCCUGACCUCCUCAAGACGCGAAAGCGACUGAUUGUACUGGUAAACGACACCAUGCAAGAUCUAGGCAUCCUGGCGUAUAGACAGUUGCAGCGGGAACUCGGCAUCAACGGUGGCUCAGUCGUCAACUUUGCCAAGGAGAUGGUCAAGUGCUCGGACACUGACAACACCGCUGAAAGGGACGCGAAGAUUUUCAAAGAUGGUCAUGUUCUCCAAGACAAGACUACCACUCCUGCUUUGAUUGUCUUGAACGCGGGCCAGCUGCUGUACUCGCACAAGUACGACCAGGCCAUGACUCUACGCAGUUGGUCCGCCAUGCCACGCAAGUCAAUCGCCCACGACAUGGUCCGCAUCCGUGACAACGAGAACCGUGUUCCAGGUCAUGAAAAUGCCAAGAAACAUGUCAAGACUGUCUUUGACGAAGUCAUCUGCAACCCCGAUCGUGUUGCAGCUGACGCAGAAGUCUACGUCAUCGCUAUUGAAGACGGAACGGAGAGUAUCUUGAACCUGCUCACGCACGACUUCGGCAAGUAUGGUACCCGUAUCACGGCCAUGGCGUUCAUUCACUCCUUGAUCGACGACUCCCAAAUCAAAGAUGAACAGAUUCGCGCUUUCAUGCAUCAGCGCACACGUCAGUGGCGAUUCAGCGAUCUGACAUGCAACCCCCAGCACUGUGUCGACUUACCGACUGACUACAAUCGGCAAGUCAACGGGCCUUGUUCUGCAGACACACCAUCAACCAUGCAAUCAAUCAAGCACAUGUCUUGGCACGCUUCGAUUCCUACAGGCCCAGUCUCGGCUCUAACGAAGGCUUUCCACAGCCUCGCUCUCAGCGUCACCUCUUCGGCCGGGGCUUCCACUCCAACCGCAACAUCAACCUCUACUAGUGGAGAAGAAAGCACAGAAUGGUCCUCGGGUCAAGCUGUCAUCUGCCCUACCUUCGCGGGCGGCGACAAUUCGGUUGGUGAAUGCAUCUUUACCUACCCUCCCACCCAGCAUGCCAUUCUCUCUUUCUUCCAAGACGUCGCGCAAGACCCGGUCCACUAUCGCAACCCACCUGGCCUCCAAAUCUUUACCGAAGCCCCCAAGCCCAGCCCCGAAAAUCCUCUUGCACUAUCUUCAGACCACGAGAAUGACGCUGGGCUCUACUUGCAAAAUCUCUUGCCGCAGACGACGUCUGAGCACGCUGAGCUAGAUGAAGCUCGCGAGCGGCUCGCUGAGUUACAAGUUGCCUUGUCUGCCUGCCCUACUGAUGCUGCAGAGCUAGACAAGGGUCGCGUGAAGUUGGAAGUUAAGGUGAAGAGCAUGGAGGCGAAGAUUGAGGCUUUAGAGAUCAAGGCGCUGAGUCACGGCGGACUGGCCGCGGGUGAAGUGGUCGAGAAGCGCGAGGAUUGGAAGCCGCAGGUUGAGGGUCCCCAGGUACCAUUUGCAGGGACCAUGGUGGAUAGUGAACUAUUGAAGGCGGCGGGGCUCAUGGAGUCUGUGGAUGAAGAAAAGGCUUUUGUUUGA